UCCCGUUCAGCCCAGGGAACCCUAAACCUGACCCCUGCCAGACAGAAGGGACUCGGCGUAUCGCAUCCCUCUUCAAGCCGGCGGUCACACCAGAAUCGAGCGCGUUGCCUUUGGACCGCCAGAUGGUCAUUUACAUCGGCAUCAACAAUUACCAACUUCGUUUGUUAGUUUGAGAGCAUUGCGUUUCAGUCAGUCUAUACUGCCUGUGUAGAUCGUGAGGUCAGAGCUUACAAAGGCAGUCUAAGUGUGUUUUAAGGUGACGGUAAAGGCACUGCAAGUGUUUCAGAAGUACGAAGGAGGAUACGAGACAUUGGACCUGAGCACUGUGCUUGUUGCAACAAGUGUCAAGUCAGGCUGAAAAAAAGAGAAAAAAGAACUAUCCACCUGAAGUGUUCUGAUAGAGUCAGGGUGCAGUGACAUAGACAGCGUGACAGAGAGAUAGACGAAAACAAAGAGAAAGACAGAGAGAGAAAGAGAGAUACACCCCCUGGAGAAUAGACGAAAGAGCCGGCCCCCGGCGUGAGUGUGUGUGUGUGUGAGAGAGAGAGAGGGAGAGAGGGGGAACGUUUAAAGCCGGCACAGGCAUGAUGUCCUACAUUAAGCAGCCUCAUUACGCCGUGAACGGGUUAACUCUGUCCGGGCCGGGCAUGGACCUUCUACACUCCGCCGUUGCAUACCCAAGUUAUUCAGACACUCCUCGGAAGCAGCGCAGGGAGAGGACCACCUUCACCCGUGCGCAGCUCGACAUCCUGGAGGCGCUGUUUUCGAAGACACGCUACCCUGACAUCUUCAUGCGAGAGGAAGUGGCGCUCAAAAUAAACUUGCCGGAAUCCCGAGUCCAGGUGUGGUUCAAGAACCGGCGGGCCAAGUGCCGUCAGCAGCAGCAGCAGAGCAGCGGCCAGUCCAAGCCGAGGCCACCCAAGAAGAAGGCCUCUCCGGCCCGCGAUCAGAACGCAGAGGCCAACAACAGCCAACAGCCCUACAGCCCCGCGCCGCCUCCACCCGGCACCUCCAUCACGCCCAGCUCCAGCAGCACCAGCGCCACCGUGUCCAUCUGGAGCCCGGCCUCCAUCUCGCCGCUGCCCGACCCGCUGUCGGCCUCCAACACGCCCUGCAUGCAGCGCACCUCUGCCUACCCCAUGACUUACACCCAGGCCCCCGCCUACAGCCAGAGCUACGGGGCGUCCUCCUCCUACUUCACCGGCCUGGACUGCAGCUCCUACCUGUCCCCUAUGCACCCACAGCUGUCGGCCACCGGGGGCGCCCUAAGCCCCAUCACCGCCUCGUCCAUGGGCGGCCCGCUCAGCCAGUCCCCGGCCUCCCUCUCCUCCCAGGGCUACACCGCUGCCUCGCUAGGGUUCGGUGCCGUCGACUGCUUGGACUACAAGGACCAGGCGGCCUCGUGGAAACUCAACUUCAAUGCGGCUGAUUGCCUGGACUACAAAGACCAGAAUUCCUGGAAGUUCCAGGUGUUGUAGAAAGAGAGAGAGAGAGAGAGAGAGAGACAGGAAGAGAGAGAAUAGAGAGAAUGGAUAGAGGGAGAGAGAGAUGGAGGGGGGGUGUCGGAUAGAGGUGGAGGAGGGGGUGAGGAAGGCAAUAGAGGGCAAUAGAUUCAAGCUUUCAUGCAGAAAACAUUAAGAGAUCACUUUGGACCGUGCACAGAGGGCGCUGGCAUAUAUACUUGUGUUUUUUUAAUGGAUCAUGAUGAUGACCAUGUUUCAAUUUUUUUGGUCAUUGACUUUGAUCAGUUUUACAUAGGCUACUGUGUGCUUAUACUGUGUGAAAACUGAAAGAAAUUGGACUGUUAUUGUUGAAAAUCAGGAAAUAUAGGCUUUUGGAAAAAAUCUUAAUGAUAAUAAGUUUAAUUUAUUUAUAAGUGAGUUGCAAUAUUUUUGAUUGUGUGAAACCUGAAUCAUCAGCGUGCUCAACAGCCUGAUGAGUUUUUAAUCAAAAUAAUUGAAGCGCCAAUCACUGAAGAAAUGUGAAUAAAUGAAUGAUGGUACUUUGACUAAACCACCCAGGCAGUUCUAGGAGAGCCUGAUGACUUUGUGUCUGUGCUUGUUUGUAUUUGUAAAGCAUUAAGAUGAAAAUAGUUAAUAUAAGAAAUACUGUCACAGCUUUGAGUGACAUUCAGUGUUUUGCCUGAAAGUACUUUUCUUUCCUGCAUACAGUUAUGCAUAGGCAGGCAUUGUGACAAUGAUAUGUAUUAGGGUUUGAGAACACACACAUUAAAAUGACCAUGAUGUGUAUUUAUAUGUGUUAUUAUUCUGUAUGGUGAGUCAGACUACUCCCCCUUGAGGUAGUCUUCUGAUAUCGUUCUUCACCUUAAUAUUCUACACGUGGAGUCAUUUUCUUUUUCUUUGUCUCGUUUAAUUUUUUUCUUUUAACGUUUGCAACCAAGCUGCUUAUCAUAUUCGUGAACUAAAGUGUUCCGAGCCAAACGGAAAAAAAUUCCAAAAAAAACUAAAACAAAAAAACAAACAAAAACAAAGACACUUGGAGCUUUGCCCUGAUAGGUGCUGUAAAACAUGAACGCAUGAUGUCUUCUUUGAACAGGUUGGCAGAGAGUUGAAGAGCACGCAUGUCCGCAGACAGAAGGUUGUCCAGGGAUACUGUUUCCUUGACGCGGUGAAGUGUAGGGUUCAGAUUCGGGUUUAAAAUGCACACCUCUUGCCUUCUCUGUGGCCGAUGGCGAGAGCCAUGCAUUGUGGGACAUGUGAAGAGAGUGCCCAUAUCUCAGUCUCUGUUUCUUGUAUAUUUUGUUGGACGGAUUUUUACUAUAUCAGCAACAACUCAAUUGCCCUUUAAUGACUUAACAACCCUUUUGCCGAAAAUACAGUAAUGAUAAAGAGAAAGGACUGAGAGAGAGAGAGAGAGGGAGGGAUAGACAGAAAGAGAGAGAAAGAGGGGGAUAGAGAGAGAGAGGGAGGAUACAGUGAAAGAAAGGGAAUGAGAGGAUAUGAAGGUUUGCUUUGCCCUUGCACAGACAGCAUCAACUUUCUUGCAGUGGUUAAAGACAGGAGGGGUAACAUUGUGUAUUGAUGUAUUGUAAAUUUUUUUUGUAUUAGACUGUAAAAAAUUCUGUUUUCUUUGCAAUUGUGAGUUCUUUGAAGUAAAAUUGUUGUUAAUUUGUUUGAAUUGAUAUCAUUAUCAUUAUCGCUAUUAUUACCGGUGUUGUGACGUCCACAGCUGUCAUGAAUAUCGCAAUUAUUCUGAGUUGUGUUUUCUCUAUAUCUUUUGUAAAUAUUAAAAACUUUACUUGAAAAGAAAUGCAAUCAUGUUUGGUACCAGCACUGUGUCAUCCAGUCACAGCACACUCUCUUUCACUCCCUUCAUUUCUAGAAGACUGCCAACUUUUUAUUUUUGUCUCUUUAUUGUCUUUCUUUCUUUCUAUCUUCUUUUGUUUGUUUGUUUUUCUUUGCUCUGAUCAUUUAUCUUUUUUUCAAACUCAGGGUUUUUAAUUGGUUAAGGCAGCAGCUUCUAGGCUGCGUGUGCUCUGCCGUGUGGCUGUUCAUGAUGUAACUAACUCAUCAAAGACGAAUCACUGCUUUUUUUUUCUGAUACGAAUGACUCCCCCACUUUUUGUAUAUUUUGAAUGUUUCCCCCGCGUGUUUGCUUUGACUCCUCCAGAUGAUAGACUUGGAUAGUGGUUAUGUUUUGAGACAUUUAAUUACUGACAAUAAAAGAAAAUGCAAGCUA
Messenger RNA from Clupea harengus (Atlantic herring), 3699 nucleotides. RefSeq names its product orthodenticle homolog 5 (gene otx5). Gene Ontology annotation, molecular function: DNA-binding transcription factor activity, RNA polymerase II-specific; RNA polymerase II cis-regulatory region sequence-specific DNA binding. Lineage: Eukaryota; Metazoa; Chordata; Actinopteri; Clupeiformes; Clupeidae. Gene Ontology annotation, biological process: multicellular organism development; regulation of transcription by RNA polymerase II. The record is from RefSeq and is a predicted model, not a curated record. Gene Ontology annotation, cellular component: nucleus.